Molecule: messenger RNA, 2061 nt
Organism: Bactrocera latifrons
Lineage: Eukaryota; Metazoa; Arthropoda; Insecta; Diptera; Tephritidae
Gene: scalloped
Product: protein scalloped
Exons: 11
Coding region: 95-2044 (649 amino acids)
Biological process (GO): embryonic organ development; hippo signaling; regulation of transcription by RNA polymerase II
Cellular component (GO): transcription regulator complex
Molecular function (GO): DNA-binding transcription factor activity, RNA polymerase II-specific; RNA polymerase II cis-regulatory region sequence-specific DNA binding
Source: RefSeq, a predicted model, not a curated record
GUCGAAAUUAUUUUCUUGUUUUUGUUUGUGAAAAUUCAAAAUUUAUUCGAAACCUGAGGAACACGGCUCCAAAGUGGCGCCGUUAUCAAAAAAUAUGGAUUACCUGGAGGAAUUUAGGGCCCUGUCUGACGGUAUAGUCGGACCCGGCACCAUUACGUCGCCGUGGCCACCGAUGGGUGCCGGCCCGCCGGGUGCGCUAGGGCCGGCAGACACAAAUGGCAGUAUGGUGGAUAGUAAAAAUUUGGAUGUCGGCGAUAUGAGCGACGACGAAAAGGAUCUCUCCUCUGCCGAUGCGGAAGGUGUUUGGAGUCCGGACAUCGAACAGAGUUUUCAAGAGGCUCUCUCCAUAUAUCCGCCAUGUGGUCGACGAAAAAUUAUUCUAUCCGAUGAGGGUAAAAUGUAUGGCCGAAAUGAACUCAUCGCUCGUUAUAUCAAGCUACGCACAGGCAAGACGAGAACACGAAAGCAAGUCAGCUCGCACAUACAGGUGCUGGCCAGACGGAAAUUGCGUGAGAUUCAGGCGAAAAUCAAAGUCGAACCCAACGGCAUUGGCGGCAUAAACGGCCACGCCCAUUCGCUACACUUGCUCAGCGAAAAGGAGAAAGCACUGCAGGCUAUGAGCGGCAUGACCAGCUCACAAAUCGUAUCGGCGCAAGCGGCGAAAAAUCUCGCAUAUGCCGCUUCGGCGGCGGCCUUCAACGCAGCUGGCUUGCAUCAGCCAACGCACGGCGCAGCGCCACCACUCUCCCCAGCACUGCCUGCGCCUGCAGCCACAUCAGCAACCUCUGCGUCCUCAUCGGCAACAGCAGCUGCUGCAGCUGUAGCGGCGGCGCAUGCGUACACACACCUACAUUCGCCGCAUACACACACACAUCACCUCCAUCAGCAUCACCACCUCAACCAUCUUAGCCAACACCACCAUAGCCACCACCACCACCACCACCACCAGCACCAUGCGCACCACCACCCGCAACACCCGCAUCCGCACAGCACUAGCGCACAUCUGCCCACGCAUCCGCAUUUACCGCAGGUCACCUCAGCGGGCACCCUCUAUUUGCAGCAACAACAUGCGGCGGUGGUGGCGGCAGCAGCCGCGGCACAGGUGCAUCAUAGUACGGCAGGAACAGCGGCGGCGACGACGACGACAGCGACAACGCCAGCAACGGUGACGGGUGUGCCACACGCCGCACAUACGCAUGCGCACACGCCACUCCAUCAUCCACCGAUGUAUCCGGGCCAAUUCUGGCAGCCCGGUUUGCAGCCCAGCACCUCACAAGAUUUUUACGAUUACAGCAUUAAGCCAUUCGCACAACCCCCCUAUCCCGCCGGCAAACCAUCGACAGCUGUGUCUGGUGACAUCGAAGCAGGUCUUCCGCCCGCACAACUGCCGUGGGAGGGCAGAGCGAUUGCGACGCACAAAUUUCGCUUGCUCGAGUUCUCAGCAUUCAUGGAGAUACAAAGAGAGGAAAUCUAUCACCGGCAUUUGUUCGUGCAACUCGGCGGCAAACCGUCCUUCUCCGAUCCGCUACUUGAGACUGUUGACAUCCGACAAAUCUCCGAUAAAUUCCCUGAGAAAUCAGGUGGUCUCAAAGAUCUCUACGAAAAGGGUCCACAGAACGCUUUCUACUUGGUAAAAUGUUGGGCAGACUUGAAUACCGGCAGAGAGACGGGUGAUUUUUAUGGCGUUACGAGUCAAUAUGAGAGUAACGAAAAUGUUGUGCUCGUCUGUUCGACAAAAGUCUGCUCUUUCGGCAAGCAGGUGGUUGAGAAAGUGGAAACGGAAUACUCACGCUUGGAGAAUGGUCGUUUCGUAUAUCGCAUACAUCGGUCACCGAUGUGCGAAUAUAUGAUCAACUUCAUACAGAAAUUGAAGGACCUACCCGAACGAUAUAUGAUGAACAGUGUUCUGGAGAACUUUACAAUACUGCAGGUGAUGCAAGCGCGAGACACACAAGAGACCCUGCUCUGCAUAGCGUACGUGUUCGAGGUGGCGGAACAGAACAGCGGCGCCACACAUCACAUCUACCGAUUGAUAAAGGAAUAGCAUGAACUGCAACUGCC